Messenger RNA from Saccostrea cuccullata (small rock oyster), 3336 nucleotides. RefSeq names its product pyruvate dehydrogenase phosphatase regulatory subunit, mitochondrial-like. Gene Ontology annotation, molecular function: protein binding; oxidoreductase activity. NCBI's taxonomy places the organism in Eukaryota, Metazoa, Mollusca, Bivalvia, Ostreida, Ostreidae. The transcript is spliced from 18 exons. The record is from RefSeq and is a predicted model, not a curated record. Gene Ontology annotation, cellular component: mitochondrial matrix; cytoplasm; mitochondrion. Bases 280 to 2967 code for a protein of 895 amino acids.
GUUAGAGUAAACAUGGCUUAGAAAGAAUACACAAGAAGCUACAGUAGAGGAGAAAGAAUAUGUCUCAUAUGUUAAACAGCAAUGACACAGAAAUAGUCCCUAGAACAAACACUUCCCAGAGAUAUCUAGAACACCAGUGUUGACAUUUGUACGUCCAAAACAGAGACAGGCAGAUAUGAGCUUUAUCUUCGUUACCUGUGAUAAUAAUUAAUUAGACUUACCUGUGCAGCAGAUGCAACAGGUGAAAAAAAAAGGAGGAGGCAUUAGAGGAUUGACAAAAUGUCAGUGUUGCAAUGUGUUAGGAACCUGUCCCUGGGCCGAAGGACUCUGCUUGCUCAGGGAGGUUGGACUAAUGGGGGACAGAACAAAUUUCUGGCAGUGUUAGGGGGGAGAGAUUGGAGGAAUUACUCAGAGACAACCUUGGAUGCACCCCUAGCUCUGCCCUCUAGUGCCAGGGUGGUGGUUUGUGGAGGGGGUGUGAUUGGGACAUCAGUGGCCUAUCACCUGGCCAAGGCAGGAUGGACAGAUGUGGUGCUAUUGGAGCAGGGACAGUUGACGGGAGGGACCACAUGGCAUUCAGCUGGACUGAUAUCUCAGGCCAGAGAGGACGUAUCCACCUCCAAACUCAUGAGAUACGGCAGAAAACUGUACCAAGAGCUGGAGGCAGAGGGCCACAAUCUCAGUUUUAAGCAGUGUGGUAGUUUAAUGUUGGCACAGACAAAAGACCGACUGAUAUAUCUACAGCGUAGGAGUCAGAUUGCUAUAGCCGCUGGGAAUGAAAGUCACAUUAUUACACCUCAAGAGGCCAAGAAAAUUUGUCCUUUGAUAAGAAUUGAUGACUUGGAGGGGGCUUUAUGGAUACCAGAGGAUGGUGCUCUAACUGCCCCAGAUUUGGCCCUGACUUAUGCUUCCAUUGCAAAGGAAUUGGGUGUGAAGGUAUUUGAGAGGGUAGCUGUGGAUAAAGUUGUGGCCAAUAAGAGAGUUGUCUCCCAUGUGGAAACCUCUGCUGGUAAAAUUGACUGUGAAUACUUUGUCAACUGUGGGGGAAUGUGGGCUCAUAGUCUUGGGAAGAAAUCUAAACCUGAAGUCAAAGUCCCUCUCCAUCCCUGUGAGCAUUUCUACAUCACGACCAAACCUAUAGAGGGCAUGGAUCCCAUGAUGCCAGUGGUGCGGGAUUAUGAUGGACUGACCUACUUUAGGGAGUGGAGUGGAGGGAUUCUAGCAGGGGGCUUUGAACCUGUGGCAAAACCAGCAUUCCUUAAUGGCAUUCCAAAAGAUUUCCAGUUUGGGCUACUUCCUGAUGACUGGGAUCAUUUCCAGGUGCUGUUGGAUCCCAUCCUUCACCGCAUGCCUGUGAUGGAAGAUGCAAAUGUCCAUAAGAUGUUCAACGGUCCUGAGAGUUUUACACCAGAUGGCCACUGGAACCUAGGGGCUGCUAGUGAGAUCAAUAAUUACUAUGUAGCUGCUGGGAUGUGUUCCAUGGGAAUCGCGGGAUCUGGCGGGAUCGGGAAGUACAUGACAGAAUGGAUCAUGGAGGGAAUGCCCAGUAUAGACCUGUCAAGUCACGAUAUCCUCAGACACGUCCCACAUCACAACAAUCCCAAGUUCCUGGCAGAGAGGGUCAAAGAAACACUGAGUAUGUACACUCUGAGAUACCCCAAUGAGCAGCGUUACAGAGGAAGAAAACUCAGAACAUCACCAUUACACACAAGAUUGGAAGUACAAGGUGCUUGCUUUGGAGAAACCAAUGCCUACGAGAGACCCAUGUGGUUCACAAAUUCAAAUGAUGACUACCUCCAUGAUCAGUACAACAUAGAGAAGGGGAAUAGAACUUUUGGGAAGCCAUCUUGUUUUGACAAUGUGAGGGAUGAGUACUGGGCUUGUAAGGAAAAUGUCUGUCUGAUUGACAUGUCAUCCUUCACCAAAACAGAGGUCAAGUCCAAGGGACCAGAAGCUCUGCAAUUUCUGCAGUACCUGAGUUCAAACAACAUUGAACAGCCUAUUGGUACCAUUAUACACACCGGUAUGCAAAAUAAAUUUGGAGGGUAUGAAAAUGACUGCACCAUUGUUCCUAUGGAGAAUAAUACGUUCUUCAUGAUCUCACCAACUUCUCAACAGACCAGGUCAUUGAACUGGUUACUGAGACAUCGGCCAGCAGAUGGCUCUGUAGAAAUCCGUGAUGUCACUUCCGGGUAUGCAGGGAUCAAUGUGAUUGGUCCUCAUGCUCCUCAGCUGCUAAAUGAUGUGUCAGGGGUCAAAACCUCCAGGCAAGAGUUCAAACAGAUGACCUGUAAGGUGAUAGACGUUGGUUUUGCCAGCAAUAUCAUUGCUAUGAGGCUCACUCACUCAGGGGAGGAUGGCUUUGUGCUGUACGUUCCAUCAGAGUAUGGUUUACAUGUGUAUGAAACCUUGGUGAAAGCAGGAAAAGACUAUGGGAUUCGUGACGCUGGGUAUUACGCACUCCGUGAGCUACGGAUAGAGAAAUUCUAUGCUUAUUGGGGAUCUGACCUCACAACCCACACCACCCCCUUGGAGAGUGGCAGAGAAUUCAGGGUAGCAUUUGAGAAGGGAGAUUUCAUCGGAAAGGAAGCUCUUCUGAAACAGAGAGAGAACGGGAUCAGCCAAAGAUUUGCUCAAUUCUUCUUAAAUGACUUUGAUUAUGAGACCGAUGUGUGGCCAUGGGGUGGGGAACCAAUCUAUCGCAAUGGCAAAUACUGUGGUACCAUUACAUCCACCGGUUAUGCCCACACGUUGGAACGAAUGACGUGUCUGGGUUUUGUCACAGACUAUGACAGUGAGGGAAAGAGGGUCUUACACAAGGCCAUGCAUGACUUUAUUCUGGAUAAAUCAGCCAAGUACGAGAUAGCCAUUGCUGGGAAGAAAUUCCCUGCAGAGGUCAACUUGUACACAAAACAAGCUGUGUAUCAGAACGGAGAACCAGUUUUUAUUCCCGCACCAAAACGUUGAAGAAAUUAACCAGUGAUCCUUCUUCGGUGAAACUAUUCCUGUAAUAAAAAAAUCCAUGUGAUACCUCAGUCACUGCUGUUUUAGUGUUACAUUGUUUUUUAACCAGAGACAAUUCAUGUUCCUAUGAUUAUUUGUAAUAAUAUUUUUUUUUGCUGUAUAGGUUGUAUACAUGUAUUGAUUCAAGCUAUAAUUAUUUACAGUAUGCGUUGAAUCUAUAUACUGGCAAUAAAAGAACGUUACAGCAAGUUUUGUUAUAAGGAUGUUAUGUACUGAGUGAGCAACUGUGUAUAAGAUUUGUUUGUUUAAACAAUGUCUGUUAUUUGAUUUUCUGAUGAUUAAAUCAUUCCUGUAAAGUUUGCCAUUUUAUUA